AUGAGGGCGUGCCUCGCGCCGGCUUAUGGCACUAACGAGACGGUUAUUAGGGUGGAUGAGUACGUGGCGAGGGAGGGUCGUGACGUGGCAAUCGAUCACAUUGUGUGUGUUUCGGACCACACAUGUCUCGCCAACUGGGCCAGGGCUGGAACAGCAGGAGCCCGCUCGUGGUUGAGCGCCUGCCAGACUUUUCAAAGGCGACUGAGGAGUAUUCCAAGUUCCCCUGGGUGA
Closterium sp. Naga37s-1 is the source of this 231-nucleotide messenger RNA. The record is from the annotation of a GenBank genome assembly. Lineage: Eukaryota; Viridiplantae; Streptophyta; Zygnematophyceae; Desmidiales; Closteriaceae.